Molecule: messenger RNA, 876 nt
Organism: Saxophila tyrrhenica
Lineage: Eukaryota; Fungi; Ascomycota; Dothideomycetes; Mycosphaerellales; Extremaceae
Exons: 1
Coding region: 1-876 (291 amino acids)
Molecular function (GO): oxidoreductase activity, acting on the CH-OH group of donors, NAD or NADP as acceptor
Source: RefSeq, a predicted model, not a curated record
AUGGCUCUCCCCAAACCCGCUACCAACGAAACACCCAAGCACUUCCCGACUUUCCCGGACCUAGCUGGCAAAGUGGCCCUGAUAACCGGUAUUGGGCAAGUCGGAAUUCCCAAAUCUCCGACCUGGGGUAACGGUGCGGCUACUGCUCGCAUACUUAGCUACAACGGCGUCAAGAUCUUCGGCUGCGAUAUCAACCUCUCCGCUGCAGAAGCCACCAAGAAACGCCUAUUAGACGCAAAGCCGGACGCAGAAGUCGAAGUAGUGACCUGCGAUGUAACCAAGCAGUCCGAUGUCGAUGCAUUCGUCAAGGCUGCAGUGGACAAGUUCGGCCGGAUCGAUAUCCUCGUCAACAACGUCGGCGCCACGAGGCCAGGGGAUCCAGCAUCGAUGACCGAGCAGGCGUGGAUGCAGCAGGUCGAUGUCAACCUCCAUUCCGUGUACCGAUGCUGUCAUGCUGUCCUGCCGAUCAUAGAGUCCCAAGGGGACGGAGGCGUCGUGAUCAACAACGCCUCCAUCACCGCACUACGGUACAUCGGCAAGCCGCAGAUCGCGUACGCCACUGCCAAAGCAGCUGUUAUCCGGUACACAAAAUCCAGCGGGGUGAUGUAUGCGGCCAAGGGGAUCAGAUUCAACGCUGUGGUUCCUGGGUUAAUGUACACGCCUUUGGUGGAGAAUUUUGGGGCCAGCGAGAAGGAAGAGGAUAAGGAGGUGUUCAAGAAGAUCACCGAGCAUAAUGUUCCGAUGGGGAAGAUGGGGGACAGCUUUGAUGUAGCGAAUGCGGUGGUGUGGUUGGCGAGCGAUGCUGCCAGAUAUGUGACGAGUCACGCGCUGGUGGUUGAUGGGGGAAUUACUGAGAGUACUGGUACCGGGGGAUAG